This is a messenger RNA of Sceloporus undulatus (fence lizard), 4714 nucleotides long. It is a transcript of the gene LRRC15, whose product is annotated as leucine rich repeat containing 15. The coding region runs from base 1134 to 3104 and encodes 656 amino acids. The transcript is spliced from 2 exons. Gene Ontology annotation, molecular function: protein binding. The record is from RefSeq and is a predicted model, not a curated record. Lineage: Eukaryota; Metazoa; Chordata; Lepidosauria; Squamata; Phrynosomatidae. Gene Ontology annotation, cellular component: extracellular matrix.
GAGGGUCGCCUGUCUCCUCCGGAGGAGCCCCUUGCGCCCUCCCCUCCCCUUUCCCUGGCCCGGGGUUUGGGGGGGGCUCUCUCCUGGGAGGAGGGCAGGGGCCCGGCGGGUGUGGGUCCCCCGGGGUCCCCCUCUGCCUAGGCCCCCUGGGGACCCCCUCUGCACAUGCCCAGAGGCACGCUUGCCACCGGACAGCCAAGUCUUCUUCGAGGGGGCAGCCCUGGGAGCCAGAGGCCAAGAGGGAGCCCCUUCUCCUCCUCCUCCUCGCCCGGAGCCAGCCGGGACAAGGAGUCCUUCUCCAUCUGGAAUCCUCCCGAAGUCCCCAAGUGGUGAAGCAGGAAGCCCUGCCAGGAGAGGUUUGGGGAAGGGCUGGGGAUGUUCAGCAGGUUCUGGGGGGAUAUGAGGAGAGCCCUGUGUAAGGAUCGGAAGGGAGAAAGCUUGUUUCCUGCUGCUCCAGAGAAGGGGACCCAAUGGAGCAACGGAGGCAAGCUCCAGGAAGAAGCUCCGAGAGGAAGGGCGGCUUCUUCAGUCCAUGGAGAUGGUGGGGGAGUCUUUAUGCAGAGGUGUCCCCAUCUGGGUGGCCAUCUGUCCCAAGCUUUGCCUGGAUGGAGGGUUCCUGCAUGGCAGGAGAAGAAGGGGCUGGGGCUGGGGGCUCUUCCAGCUCCAUGAAAGGGGGAGUCUAGGCUUUUGCAGGAGUCAUGAAUGAAUGGCCCAGUCUGAGCAACACGAAAUGGCCUUUGUGGGCCAGGGGCCAGAGAAGAGGGGGCCUUGCCCUCCUGUCCUUUGGGGGGGGUCCUCACGGGGGUCUGGCCCACUUCCAGGGCCCUUCUUCAGUCCUUCGGAGUAGGAAGGGGGAGGGAAGCAGCACUCCAAGAGGAGAAGAUGCCCACCCGCCCGGUUUGUGUGUCCCCCGCUGUGUGGAAAGCCUCCUGUUGCCUCUGCCUGAGGAUGGGGCCACAGACGGACAGAGGGAGGCCCUUCUGGCUCAGCCCUCUCUUUGGGUGUUUAUUCUGGAAGAGCCCAAAGUGGGCCCUGGCCCUUUGGGAUACUUUGACACACGGAUUGUGUGAUGCAGCCCUUGGGUCAAAGGGCAGAUUGUGAUCGCCACCAUUGGAUGCGUGACGGCACCCACCAUGAAAUGCAAAACUGAACGAUGCACCAUCAAACGCACAACCAAAAGGGCAUCUCCACAUACGCAGCCUCACCCCAACCCCUUGAACCCCACGCGGGGGGCGUCCCACCACUUCCACAGGGAACUUCUAUUUGGGUCUGACAUGCAGAAGAUCCUGGCUUUGUGCCCCAUGGAUCUAACUGGACAGCAUUGCUGCCUGGCUGCCUUGCUCCUCCUGGUGGGGUCCUUGACCCUUGGCCUGGCGGGAGCCCAGUGCCCAGAGGGAUGCUCCUGCUCCAGGACCGCCCAGGUGGAGUGCUCCGGCUCUCUCAUCUUGGAGAUGCCCGGCCCGCUGCCCAGCAAUGCCAUGAGCCUGCAAGUGGUCAACACCCAGAUUGAGGAGCUGGGCGAAGCAGCCUUUGGGAACGCUUCGGCGCUCAUUGCGGUGCGGAUAGAGAAGAACAGCCUCUCCAGGCUCAGCCCCGGUGCCUUCCUCCACCUGGGAUCCCUGCGCUACCUCAGCCUGGCCAGCAACCGGAUCCGGGAGCUGCCCUUGGAAGUCUUCCAGAGCCUGGGCCGGCUGGAGUCCCUCCUGCUCUCGGGCAACCAGCUCCAGCGCCUCCACCCAGCCCACUUCACCCAGCUGGGCAGCCUCAAGGAGCUGCAGCUGCAGGGGAAUGAGCUGCAGGCUGUCCACCCGGGGGCCUUCGGCCAGCUGACCUCCCUCACCAGGCUCAACCUGGGCAAGAACCGCUUGGCACGCCUCCCGCCCAAGGCCUUCGCCCAGCUUCGCCGCCUCCAGGUGCUGCGCCUCUAUGAGAACCAGCUGUCCGAGGUGCCGCUGGGGGCCUUUGAGUCCCUUACAGAGCUCCAGGAGCUGGGCCUGCACCAAAACCAGAUCCGAUGGCUACCUGCCAGGCUCUUCUCUGCCAACCAGAAACUCCAGAAGCUCUUCCUCUCCCACAACCGGAUCGAGGUCCUCCCAGAAGGUCUCCUCCUGGACCUGCCAGAGCUCUCCCGGCUCUCCCUCUUUGGGAACGUCCUCCAAGAGCUGCGCCCGGGGACCUUUGGGCCGAUGCCUGGCCUGAGGGAGCUCUGGCUCUACGACAACCAGCUGUCCACUCUGCCUGGCCACCUCUUUGCCAACCUGACCCAGCUGCGGCUGCUGGUCUUGAGCCGGAACCAACUGCACUCCAUCUCCCCUUCCACCUUGGCUGGCCUGGGCGAGCUCCUGGAGGUUUCCCUGCACACCAACCAGCUGCCCACCUUGGAUGGGGAGGCCUUCCGAGGCCUGGCCAAGCUCCAGAACGUCUCCCUGCAGAACAACCGGCUCCAGUCCCUGCCAAGAGGCCUCUUCCAACACACACCUGGCCUGAAGACCCUCCAGCUGCAGAACAACUCCCUGGAGACCCUCCCCGGUGGCCUCUUCAAUCGGCUACACCACCUGCGCGACGUCCGACUACACGACAAUCCCUGGCGCUGUGACGCCAUGCUCCAGGCCCUGAGGAUCUGGCUGCAGGGGAACCGGCCUGUCCUUGGAAGCAGCCAACCACGCUGUGCCUCCCCUCCCCAGGUGGAAGGGCAGCCCAUUUGGGAGGUGGAGGAGGGCUUCUUUGGCUCUGAGACACCUGAGGUCACUGAGUGGGGGAUGCCCACCUCUGGACAGACAGUGAGCCUCUCCUGGGACCCCCAGCCAGAGACCACUUUUGCACCCAUGCACACCCAGUUCCUCUUGGACAAUGAGGCUGGCAGUGCGGACAUUGAGCAAGGCCCCUUGGGAUUGGCCACCGACCUCCCCAACCCUGGGGUUUCCCAGGCCGAGGGGGGGCAUUUGGGGCCUGACGCGCACCCAGACAGGGGUGGUGGUCACCUGCAUCGUGGUGGGCUGUGCCUUGCUGCUCGGUUCACUGGUGGCCAUGAUCUUCUAUGGCUACCGAAGGAAGGAUGCCAAAGCGUAAAUGAUGCUCAGAAGCUCACAGGAACACUAGUUUGACAUUGAUACAGGGAGUUCCAUAUCUGUUUUGCAUUCCUUCCUCCAGCAGCUGUACCCUCUCCCACCAGGACUUAGUAGGAACCCACCUUGGUGCCUCUGCUCCUGGGAAGGGAUACACCUGGAUUCUCUCACUGUGUGCUGGUCUCCUUUGCCUCCCUAUGCACAUCUGCCAGCCUCAUCUAGGUGGAGAGGCUCCUGGCCCCUUCUUUAUUUCCAUACCAUGGGGGGGGAGGGAGGUUCCAUAGGCUGCACCCCUGCACCCAUCAUACAGCCCCUCCAUUGAUAGACUGCCCCUUCCAACGGUGCUUGUAGUGGGGAUGCGUGCUGGAGUGGCACAGGUGGCUCGGACUGUAGCCCCAUCCUCUCAGGCCCCCAGGGCCCUUCCUUACAGGCCAGCAAAAUGGAGGAAGGAAGGUUGCCCCACAGAGACACGCCAACAGUUCUCAGGCGCCAACCAGUCAGUGCAUGAGGGUUUCUGAAGGACCGAGGCUUCCCUUUUCUGUCCUCUUCAGAAACUCUUUAGGGGAAAGCCCAGCAAAGGCAGUGGGCAGCAGCCUUGAAUGCCCUUCUGCUCAGCUUUUAGGAGGGAAAGAAGUCCUCUUUCCAGAAGGUUCAGUGGUGGGAAGGGAGGGUAGGGCUGGCAUGUGCAUUAGGCUGGCAUGCACAUAGGAACAAGCAGGAAUCAUGGAGGGAUCAUCUAGACCCUUGGGGUCAUCUAGAUAAACGUCCUGCCAGUGGCUGGCAACCCAUAGCCACAGUACUCCUGAUAGGUGGCCACCUAACCUCUCUCUAAAGAGACCUCUAAAAAAGUGCCCUCUGAGGAGGCAGAAUAUGUCCCCUGCCACAGUUUUGGAGAUUUGCACAGAUGGGCUCAAAGCAGGCCAUUGUGGAAGCCAUUGGGGCUUGUAGGAGAGGGGCUUGGCUAGCAGAGGUAGGCACAACUGCAUCCACAUGGCUCUCCACGCUUUACCUCUUGUCAGAUCUCAGGGAUCCCAUGCAUCCCACCCACUGCCACCCCUGAGAUGGAGGGCAUGGGAACGUCUGGGUCUGACGGAGAGUAGGACCACCCCUGCCACACACACAGCAGCACCCGGGCCUGAUCCACUGCAGGAGGAGUGUGUGUUAUGUAGGAAUAAGAGGUCCUCUGUGUCUAGCCAGUGUGUAAGCAGUCCCAGCCCCAGCAUUAAGGCCAUUGUGAGUAGGAUCACCCAACAGAAGACUUUCCAGCAGUGCAAACCUGAAUUUCUUUCUUCCCCUUAGCAAAAGUUGGCAUUUUGUUUUCAGUCAUGCCUCUGCCCCACCAGCUCUUCCUUCACAACCCAUUUGCCACAACAGAAGCACAAAGUCUGGCCAGGCAUCCAUGUUGGCUCUCGCUCAGACUUUCCCUCUCUGCCCUCCAUCUUGGCCUGGAAUCGCCUCUCUUCCCAGCCAACUUCUCCUCUCCAAAUUAGCUCUUCGCUUGACACUUUUCUCACCCUUUCAGGCCAAAUGCUUUCGGAUGCCUCUGGGAGCAUAGAAGUCUCUGCCUAAGGAAGCUGAAAGAGUCUCUCUAGACUUUGCUCUUUGCUGAAUGCUGGAAUAUGUAUUAAAACCUGUGGAGAUGCUGGUGA